AUGAAUCGAAAUGUACUGGAAUCGAAAAAAAUAAAAUGCAUCAUUGGUUUUUUAUCAUUUAAUCUCAGCUCCAAUCUGACUAACCUAGCACAGAAUAAACAAGUUAACUUUCAGAAUAUCCUUACCUAUCUAAACAGCUUUAUAAGUAUCCGUCUUCCUCAAAACACUGGAAUAAACGGAAAUCUUUCUAAUUUCUUUCUCACACAUAAUGAGUUCAAUAUGAACAUGGGCUGCCCGAUCAACUUAUUUCAUGCACUACAUUAUUAUUUUGCGUAUACUCAGUACAUCUAUAACUUUCUGAUCUCUUACAAUCGAUUCUGCGCAAUCACUAGUCUACUUGAUAUUGAGAAAAGAUGGAAACGUUCGCUAUGGAUAUUUGUGACUAUUAUGUUUGUAUAUCCAAUGAUUCCAGCCGGCCUGAUUUUUUUCAAUCGUUCAUACUACACAUAUGUGAGCUCAAAGGACAAUUUCUACAUAAGCUCAACGCUGGGACAUAAAGCAAUCUAUGGAUUCCUUGCUCCAAAUCUAUUUAUCAUUACAAUUUUUAACACCGUUCUGAACAUCAAGGCAUAUAAAAAACUGCUUGUAUUGAAAAAAACAUUGAGAAGUGUUCCGGACACAAAUUUAUUUUAUAUGUCGCUUGCUAUGUUUGGCAUUGACUCUUUUCUAGCAGUUUUAUCCACAUUUAAAGCGAUAAUUUUUCUGUUGGAGCUGAAAAACUCUUCUGAAUUUUUCGAACGUUUAGUGGACUGGAUAGAUUUACUGGUUCCGUUUGCUAGUGACGCACUAACUCUGACUCAGCCGCUUCUUUUGCUGUAUUUCAGUAGCACUCUUCGUCAAAAGUGCAUCGAACGUUUACCCUUUCUCAAGGUUUUUCUUAAUAACCGAUUUUUUGUCAGAUCAAGAAAUAUGCAUCAGGAACUAACCAAAUAUUAA
This is a messenger RNA of Caenorhabditis elegans, 936 nucleotides long. RefSeq names its product Serpentine receptor class gamma (gene srg-37). The record is from RefSeq and is marked reviewed. NCBI's taxonomy places the organism in Eukaryota, Metazoa, Nematoda, Chromadorea, Rhabditida, Rhabditidae. The transcript has 4 exons. The coding region runs from base 1 to 936 and encodes 311 amino acids. Gene Ontology annotation, molecular function: transmembrane signaling receptor activity. Gene Ontology annotation, biological process: sensory perception of chemical stimulus. Gene Ontology annotation, cellular component: membrane.